GGAUGAUACAGCAGGUGGCGGUAAAUCUCCCAGUGAGUGAACAGACAUUGAACAACAACAGCAAGAAUCUCUGAGGCAGUUGUGACGUCGUAAGAGCUGCGCUAAAGCUCAGUCUGCUGCUUGUUGUGCUGUUGGGAGACUUUUGUGUAGAUGUAGAGGAUUAUUUUUAAAUGAUUAUUAUUCUGUCUGUUUCAGGAGGCACCACUGAGAUUUCAGAACAAACAAAUUAAGAAACUGCUGCACGUAAUGAAAUCGAAUAAAAUCUACUUGACAUGCUACUGAAGAUGGAGUUUGUUAAAGAGGAGUUUAAAGAGGAGAGAGAAGACUUCUCUAUUUCAGAACCAUUUAGCCUGAAGAAUGAAGACACUGAGGAACAAAGAGACCUGAUGAAGCUGAAAGAGGAAAGUGAAGGACUGAAUGAAGUGGAGGAGAAACAUCAGAAUCAAGAACCUGAUAAAUUCAUAACUGGAGAAGAAUCUUAUAGUUGCUCCCAGACUGAAAAGGAAUCUUCACAGAAAACAACUCGAAGAACAGAAACAGACAAUUCUUUCACCUGCCCUCAGUGUGGAAAGAGUUUCGCACAGAAACGAGUGCUUAAAAAGCACAUAGGAACUCACACUGGAGAAAAGCCUUUCACAUGCCAGCUGUGUACAAAAUGUUUCUCAGUAAAAGGAAGUCUUGAAAGGCACAUGAGAAUUCACACUGGAGAGAAGCCUUACAUGUGCCAUCAGUGUGGAACGAGAUUCAGACAUAAAUCAAGUCUUAAUAUCCACAUGAGAACUCACACUGGAGAGAAGCCUUACACGUGCCAUCAGUGUGGCAAGUGUUACAAACAUGAAAAAAGUUAUAAGGAUCAUCUGAGAAUUCACAAUGGAGAGACACCAUAUAUAUGCCUUCAGUGUGGAAAGAGUUUAUCAGACAAAAAUGCCCUUAAUUAUCACAUGAAAAUUCACACUGGAGAGAGGCCUUUCAUGUGCCCUCAGUGUGGGAAGGGUUUCAUCAACAAAUAUUCCCUGAAGUAUCACAUGAGUGCUCACACUGGAGAGAGGCCUUUCACCUGCCAUCAGUGUGAAAAGAGUUUCACGCAUAGAGGAAUUCUGAAAGUCCACUUAAAAACUCACACUGGAGCAAAGCCUUUCAAAUGCCUUCAGUGUGGAAAGAGUUUUGCAAGAAAAACAAAGCUAAGAGCUCAUAUGAAAUGUCAUUCAAGAGAGAAAUGACACCAAUGUUCUAAAGACUGAAAGAGUGAUAUGGUGAUAACUCUCAUUGGAUGAAAAAAAAAAAUGAUUAUUUUGGUCAUACCAGUAUGCCCAUUUAGGAAUACAUAGGAAUGGAGAAAUCAUAACACUAAAUAUGGCAACUGGUGGAAAUACAGUUCAAAGUAUCAAUCAUCAAAAGUAAUUUUCUGUCAGUGUACUUGAGAAUGUCUAUGUGCAUUAGCUGGACCAACCUGGAAUUUUUUAACAUUUUAUUUACAGUUAUUAUAGCUAAAAGAAGAAGAAGAAAAGAGUUUAUUUCUGAUUUGAUUUAUGUUGUGAAAUUAAUCCUAGGCCCAUAUUCACAAAUAAUUUUAUUAUAUCACUAGAAGUUCUCCAAAGAGUUCCAAGCUAAGCAGUUUUGUGAAUAGGUUGUAAGCAAAGACUCUAAGAGCAAGUUUUACAAAGGAAAUCUUAAGGUAAGUGCAAGUGGAGUUGACUUUGUUGAAUGCUAACUUAUUUGUCUGUAGCGAGACUUCAUCUACAGAAAAACAUAUGAAUUGACUGCAGGUGUGGAUCUAGACUUAUAGGGUGGCAUGCAGACUGUGAGGGGUGGCAACACCAAAGCAAGUGCCUAUGCUUGCUCCUUAUAGAUUAAGGUACUAAGCAUCAUUGCAACAAGUACUAGUUCAUUCAUUUGAGUCACUGUCAAAUUACAAAUGCAUCUCCACAGGAACCACGUAAUAACCGUUUCGCUAGCGAUUUGCCAACAUUAAAAUGAGUUUUUUUGCUUUAAUAAAAAAAAGUAACAAAAUGUCUGUCUCCAGAGAAUCAAGACAUGUUCUAUUAAGCACAACAACAAAUUCUAAAUGUUCUUUAGCUUGACAUAGAGAAUUGGCAAUUGGACAAAAUGUCACCACCUUAUGAAGAUAAAAAGGGUUUUUUUAUUGUGGUAAGUGUACCCAUGGUUAUUCUGCUAAUAAAGUCAUUUAGGCUUUGUAACAGCUUUGUAACAGCUAGAAUAAGCCAUUCGAUAGAGCAUUAACACAACGUUAGUUCUUAAUGAAAAUAAACAGAGAAUUGUACUGUGAGUGGCAGUGCUGUGAAACUCAUGACUAUGAAUUGUUAUGCACAGUUGAAGAUUCGGUAACACUUUCUAUGAAGCCCAUAUUUAUAAUGCACUGUAAAGGCAUUAUAAUGCAUUAGUAAUGUUUCAUUAUACACCUUAUAAUAUGUUAUUACUUCUCAUAAAUAAUUGUAACCACAAUUAUAAUACAUUAUACUUACAGUUGUGGCCAAAAGUAUUGGCACCCUUGGUACAUAUGAGCAAAGAAAGCAGAUAAUAAUCAGCAUUGUUUGUCCUUUUGAUCUUUCAUUAAA
Molecule: messenger RNA, 2576 nt
Organism: Xyrauchen texanus (razorback sucker)
Lineage: Eukaryota; Metazoa; Chordata; Actinopteri; Cypriniformes; Catostomidae
Product: gastrula zinc finger protein XlCGF7.1-like
Exons: 3
Coding region: 273-1220 (315 amino acids)
Biological process (GO): regulation of DNA-templated transcription
Molecular function (GO): RNA polymerase II cis-regulatory region sequence-specific DNA binding; DNA-binding transcription factor activity, RNA polymerase II-specific
Source: RefSeq, a predicted model, not a curated record